Molecule: messenger RNA, 1656 nt
Organism: Acanthopagrus latus (yellowfin seabream)
Lineage: Eukaryota; Metazoa; Chordata; Actinopteri; Spariformes; Sparidae
Gene: rnf32
Product: ring finger protein 32
Exons: 9
Coding region: 275-1348 (357 amino acids)
Molecular function (GO): protein binding
Source: RefSeq, a predicted model, not a curated record
UGUAGUAGCACUUUGUUUGAUUUGUUAAGACAUUAAAAUGUGCUAAUUUGGAUGAAAAUGAAAGGCAGAUAUAUAGUCAGAGUUUGUUGUUAGACAUACAUUUAGUCUUAAUUCUUAGUUGGUGAGAAAAUAUCGGGUCGUUUGAACGACAGAGUGACUUUGUCCUGUUGUCCUGCUUCAGCACCUGCUAGCUUAAUAGGGUCGUUAGCAAACAACUGGGAGAGCUCCUCACAGUUCAGCUUACAUUGAAAGCAGUUGAUGUGUUUUCUAAUUUAUGAGUAAAAUGGAACUAUAUAAAGAAGGUUCGACAUCUAAAGCCAGCAACAAGUUGGUGAUCAACUCAGUUGCCUUUUAUGACCACAUCACACACAGCCUGCUGCAGCAAGGUGUCUCACUCUCUGACCCGCUGCUGGGACUGAAAAGGAAAGCGCCCAGAAAUCCACAGGCGAGAGGAAGAGUGGAAGAAAGGCUUCUGCAGAGAGAAGAGGAUGAAGAAUACGUGCUAGAUGCAGCUCCACCUCCUUUAACACUGGGUAAAACCCAGAAGCUGGGUUUGGUGGCCUCCCCUGCAGGGCGACUCACAGAGGACGAAUGGACUCAGGUCAAGGCGAGGUCUAUUCAGCAGGGGGAAUCAUCUCAGCCCUGUGCAGUAUGCAGGGAGGAGUUUCUCCUUCAGCCUCAGGUGUUGCUGUCUUGUUCUCACGUGUUCCACAGAGCAUGUGUGCAGGCUUUUGAGAGGUUUUCUGGGAGGAGGUGCUGCCCGAUGUGCAGAAAGGAGCAGUACGAGACACGAGUGAUCCACGAUGCAGCUCAACUCUUCAGACACCAGAGUGCCACCAGGAUUCAAGCGUGUUGGAGAGGCUAUGUUGCUCGAAAAAGAUACAAAAAAUUGAGAAGAUCGAUAUGCCCAAAAGACAAACAGCUGCGACGUAAAUUCUUCGAAGAAAAGUUGCAGGAGUUGAAUGACAGCUUUGUCCGAUACUGUCACACCGACACGGAGGCUUUUCUGAGUGAUAUCAACCGCUCGCUGUCAUCAAGCAGACGAGUGUUCCAGCAGCUGGAGAGAAAGCACGUCUCCGAACCUCGGGAGAACGACUGGGAGCGAAUACAGAGCCAGGUGAUCCAGAGAGGCGUCUGGGACUGCCCCAUCUGCCUAAUUGCUUUGAGCAGCCCAAGCCUCCGAACCGAGGGGGACACAUCCAGCCAUCGACCACAUAGACCCACCGUUCUUCUGUCCUGUUCCCACGUCUUCCACCAGCUCUGUCUGGAGGCUUUUGAGGCCUUUACUACAGAAAGCAGACCUUCAUGUCCUGUGUGCAGAUCUGUCUACCACAAAAAACUCAUCUGACCAGCCACUUCUAAUCGGAAAUAUGUCUGGUGAAGAGGCAAAGGCUCCACUGUCAGUCAACCGAAAAGCCACCAGCGAGGGCCAAGUAGUGCCAACCGCCUGACAGCUGACCAUCGACCUGGUGUGUCAGAGCUCUUAGCUCAGCAUUAAGAUUGGAAGCCAGGGGAAAUGACUAGCCCGCCUCACUCCAAAGUUAAAAAAAUCCUGUCAACAGGCCCUCUGAAGCUCACUCAUGGAUAACACAUUGUAUUUAAAUUGUUUAAUAUGCACAUGAAAAUAAAAGCAAACAUGACAUGUUUCUGGUUUUA